AUGCUCAUACAAUUAUAUUUACUCUUGAUUUUACAAAUACUUUCAUGUUUUGCUACCGAAGCUAAGCCAAAAUUAACUUUUGAUGAAUUUUUUGAUUAUACUACGUUUCCAUUCUUGAAAUUUUCUCCAACUGGUCAACAUUUGCUCAUUCAAACAAGACAUCCAUCAUGGAAUGCUAGUGCUUAUGAGAAUACUUUGUGGCUUUAUGACAUACAAAAUCAAACAAAAAAAUUAAUUACAACAAAUCUUCAUCAAUCAAUCAAACCACAAUGGUCACCGAGUGGUGACUACAUUGCAUUAAUACCAAAAGCUCAUGCUUUGGUAAAUAAGACCAAUGAUCAGCAAUCAGAACAAUAUAUUUAUUUAUAUUCUCUUAUAUCACAUGAAUUAUUUCCUAUUCAAAUUGACAAAGAUAUUCUAUUAGCUUUUACAUGGUCUAAUAAUGAUUCAUCUGUUUACAUAGCUGUCAUUGAUUUAUGGUCAAUAGAUAAAGAAAAUGAAUUAUAUAAAGAUGAAUGGAAAGAUGUUAUUCAAUAUCGACAACAUGUAGUGCGUAGUAACAGUACAAUCUAUCGUAUUGAUCUCAAUUUAAACAAUCUCUCAUUACCUGUGGAAAGAAAUAUUGUUCGUAAUGUAUCCUUUCUUAUUAAUCAGUUAUUAUAUGUUUCCUAUGAAGAGCAACUCAUCGUCUCAUCCAUGUCGAAACUUGUCGAAAAUCUAAAUGAAUUUGAACUAUAUUCGAUUGAUCUUCGAAAUACAUCGAAAUUGUCAAAAUUAACAAAUAAUGAAGCAAUCGAAAUAGAAUUACAGUUAUCGAUUGAUGGUCAUCAUCUCCUUUUUCUUACAUUCAGUCUUAGUUCUAAUAAAGGAAAAUUUAACGAUACACAAUAUCGUCUUUAUUCAUUAAACUUAAUGAAUGAACAACUAACACGUUUAGGAGAAACAUUUCAUGGUAGUAUCAAUGGAUACACAAUAAAGCAUGAUUCUGGUGUUUAUAUACUCGGACAAUUAGGAACAGAAAUACAAAUUUAUACAGAACAAUCAUCAACGAAAGAUUUAAUUCAUCACCAUGGAUGGAAUGGAACAUAUGAAUCGAUUGUAUCAUCAAAUAAGAAUGGAUCAAUUGCAUUUGUUUAUUCAUCAUUCGAAAAACCUAUGAAAGUUUAUUUCAUUAACAAUAUUGAUCAAUUGAAAUCAGCACAAGCAAUAACCAAUGAAAAUGACUUGUUUACUCGAAGAAAUUUACCUCAAACAAAAAUAUACAAUUGGAUAAAUGAAGAUGAUCAUCGAGUGAUCGAAGGAAUCCUACAUUAUCCACCUGAAAUGUUUGAAUCUAAAAAUUUAUCCCUGUUAGUGCUUAUUCAUGGAGGUCCAUAUUGGGCUAGUCUAAAUAGACUUGAGCUGGCUUGGCAUGAUUGGGCUUCAUUGGCAGCUUCAGAAGGUUGGCUGGUAUUAGAACCUAACUAUCGAGGAUCAACAGGCUAUGGUGAUCAAUUUCUCAAUGAAAUUCGUUAUAGACCACUAUCUCGACCAGGAAAAGAUAUUCUUUGUGGAGUUGAUCGAUUGAUUAAAGAUGGCAUUGUUAAUCCACAUAGGCUUGUCGUUGGUGGUUAUAGUUAUGGUGGUUUCUUAACAAAUUGGUUAAUUACGCAGACUAGACGUUUUAAUGCUGCUCUGUCAGGUGCUGGCGUUGUUGAUUAUGCUUCAGCAUGGGGUAUGAUGGAUAUGCCUCUACCGCUCAGCUACUUGUUCGGAGGGUUUCCAUGGGAAGUACCAAAUAUUUAUCAAAAUGAAGCACCUAUUUAUCAAUUAGAUAGAAUACAUACACCUACACACAUCAUCACUGGUCAAAAUGAUAAUCGAGUUCCUACAUCUCAAAGUUAUAUAUUAGAACGAGGACUUCAUUAUCUUGGUAUACCAGUUAAAUUAAUUAUUUUUCCAAAGGAAGGACACUCAGUGACUGGAAAUCCUUGGUAUGGAAAAAUAAAAGUUCGAGAAGAAUUGAAGUGGUUACUAAAAUAUGGUAAUCAAUCACUGAACAACAAUGAGCUAUCUAGUAACAGUGAAAAGUCGAAAUUCGCUUAUUCUUUACAAUUAUAUAUGUUCUUGUUUUCGAUUGUCAAAAUAAAGAAGACGUAACUUUUAUCGAUUUUGGGUGUAUAUCGGUGCAGAUUCACACUUAAUUCAAUCACAGUGUGUCCAGAUUAUGUAGCCGGAUGACCAUUCACUCAGACGUGAAGUUCUUAUAUAGAAAAAGAAGCAAACCUUGCUUGUUUUAAAAGAACAUCUUACUAAGAUUAGCAAGGCAAGACAUGUAUAAAAGCUUGCCAGCGCAGUUCGUUUGGGGCUAGAGUGUGGAACUCACAUAGAUUCUUUAGCUUCAUAAUAGUAAUAGACAAUAAAGAAGGGUGGGGUGUGGGGUGUAGAUGUCGCCUAACAGAAGUGCUACACCUACAUCAUCACAGACAUACUGGACAUCUUAAAUUUGAAUCAACAGUUGUGUCUAUGGUUGAUCUAAAUAUGAAAUAUGAAUUAUAAUCGGCUCGGAAAAAUAAGAAUAUAACAAAUAAAUAUUCUUAAACGAUCUAAACUUCAUCAUUGUGUGAAGAAAAGAAAACGCAAAUCGGAGAUUUGUAUGUUUCAAUCUACUUAAAAUCCAUCAAUCACAUUAGAUAUUGUUUCUAAAUGAGUCGCACAUUUAACGAGUUGUAAAUUCUUUUUUUUCUAACGAAAACCUUCAUAAAUAUCAUGAUGUUCAUGUUGAAUACGACUACAAAUGAUUUAUGAACUAAAUUCAUCAAAAGAACAAGAAUUAUUCUGUAUAAUGGUUCUGAGAAUUGUGAAAUUAAAACGCACUGUCUAUUUUUUUUUAUUGACGUGUGUUACAAAGAAUGACAUAGAAAAGGUUGAAAGAAAAACAUUAAACGAUAGUCACGUCGAAAAAAAUGUCAAGAAUGCUAGUAUAAGAUAGUUUAAUCUUUUCAGAUGUAAAUACCUUCGCCGAUGUUUUGAGAAAGAAGAAUUUUUUUAAAAUCAUACAGAAGUAGAACUCAUCGAGUCCGAAAAUUCCUGCGUCCAACUGAUUAAAAUUUCUUGGGCCCAAACCCAGAUCCGUUCGAUCAAAAUUGUUGGAUUCGAAUCUUGUUGGUUAAUCUUUUGUGGCUAGAGCUCAUCUAAUCCACAAUUUUUCUGGAUUCGAAUCCCUUUGACUAAAAAAUUUCAGAUCCGGAUUCGAUAGAUCCUGUAUAGAAGUGAUUUUGUAGAGAAUAGAAAAAAUUAAAAAAGUGACAUUAAAGUAAGGAUGCAUGUUAACUAUUAAGAUUCAUUUGUUUUGCUUUGUUACAGUUAAUGACAAAGCAUCCAAUAAUUAAUUAAGAUCAAUUUCAUUAUUUGUAAAGCAUUCAUUUACAGUAUUAAUACGUUGUUUUGUUGAAUUAAUUAAUGCCGUUUUUUAACGGUCACGAGCACCAGCAUCGAUUGGUAAUAACAUGUGUCUGGAUCUGGAUUGAGCUUCUUCAUCUUGACGACACAACCUAACUGUAAAAUGCCUAUUUACGCUAUUUUCAAUUUUUUUACGUUCGAUAUUUCUUCUUUCGAAGUUAUUUUUGCGACCUUUUUUAUGAUCGACAUUUUUUCUGAACCUUUUUAGUUUUGACAUUUUUUUUGUUUCUGACUUUCCUAUGUAUACGGUUAUAAAGACUGAAAAAAUUUCAUUCGUAAACAUUUUCAUAUUAAAUACUUUCUUUUCAUCAUGAAAAGAAAGUUAAAACUAUCCGCCUUCUUAUUUUAUUUUUUUUGCGUGUGUUAAGUGCACAAAAUCAUAUUUGAUAUUGAUAGAGCUCAUUGAAAUUUAAUUGAAAAUAGUGGCUCUCAUUGAAAAAUGGGACGCUAUUUGUGAUCGAAAGUAAAUUUUUAAUCUAUUUCGUUUACCACAUGUUAUUCUUCUUUGAAUUCUGUAAAGAUUGAUUUGAUAUUCCAUUGAAAGCUUCUAUUUCAAUGAGAAGGAGUCUCGAUCUAAUUAAUAAAAUAUAAAUGCAAAUGUACAUUACUAUUUCGGGAGCAAAUCUUGAUAUAAUUCUUGUUUGUAUAGAAGUUUGACAUAAAAAAAAUUUGAGCGUUUUCAACCCUUUUAUUUCAAUAAAAAAGUUGGAAAAAAAGGAUGGCGAGUAUCGAUUUGAUCGACAACCUUAGUCCCGAAGGACCAAAUGUGAUGCUUCUGUCUCAUAACAUUGAGUUGUGUUUAGCCAUCGAUCGCGGCUCGUCGUUCUUCUAUAUGAAUUAUGUUCUAUUCAAAGUGCAACAAGUUAUAGGUUGUGCAAUUCUCGUUUUUACUUGUCUAUGUGUCAACACUGAGUGUAGGUAUUGCGAAAGUACAAAAAUAUUCUUUGAUAAUAAUCUCUACAGCAACUAAAAUACCAGAGUCAUCACACUAUCACGAUUUAAAACGUUUGUCUAGAGACAAUUAAAUAUUUUAGUCAUGAGUUUAUGCAGUAGAGAAUUCAAUACUGUACAAAAUUGUUAUGUUUGCUUCAAAAUCUGAGAAAGUGUACAUAUUUCUUUGACCUUCAUUAGUAAUCCAGUUCAGUUAUGAUUGUGCUUUUUUAUUUUACAAAAAAUGUUGAGAAGAUGAUAUUGAAUCAAGCAUGGGCUACAAUUUUGGUCGUCUCCCUUUCGUUUUGGUGAUAUCAAGAUAUUUCGCGCUACUAAGUUUUUUUUCACCGUGAUUUCUUCGAAUAAUUCAAAAACCCACAUCAGAGGUUACAUAAUUUUGAUGUCGAAUACUGCAGCAUAGUGUGAUCUUCUUUCAAAAGUUUGCGCUGAGGGUGUGAGUGUAUGAAACAAAGACUUCUGCAGACAUCCAUACCUACACCCUUCUUGAUAUCGUUAUGCGAAUCACCCAGGUGCCCCGCAUGGGCGAAUUACUGUCUGACCUGCAUAUCUGUCAACGUUUUUAACGGCUGUUUAUGAUCUGCCAGCAUUUCAGAUUUGGUUCGUAGUAGUGUAGGUAUUAGAUUUAGCAACUUAAAUUACGACCUUCUUGUUAUGCUAUCGUCAUCCUCAAAAGUGCCUUCCAGCAAUCUUAGAAUCUCAUAUUUUACCAUGAGAUAGCACUGUUCUAGUGAAAGUUCCUAUACCAUGAUUCUUAGUAUUCUCAUUAAAAAGAUUCUUAUUCGAAGUUAUUGGAUUCCUGCUUCGGAAGAGUAAUGUCUCCAAAACCUGCAUUAAUAAACUAUCAAUUCCCUGUCCUGAAUCUAGGAAAUUUAUCAAAUACGAGGUAGAAACGAUCUGUCUCACAUAGAGAUGGUAGAACUUCAUCGUCGACGAGAAACCACGUGGACGUGGGCUGUGACUAUGAAAGCAUGUAACCUUAAAUGCACAUCCAAACUAAGAAAAUCUUUCCUCCAUCUAAGAUCAGUCCUCUAGCAUUCUUGAUAUAUCUUUUAGCAAAAGGACAACGCUUUUAACGAUUCAGAUCAUUCCUAAGGAUGUAGGUGUGAGUGUGAGUGCCGGUGUGUUUCUCGGUGUACGAAUGCGUGUGCAUAUGCGUUUGCCCUAAAGCACAGUCACGCCUACACCCACACCACACCCUAAACCUUGAACACCUGUACAUUCAGGCAUUGUCACCUGCAUUCAUCUCACACCAGCAUCCACACUACCCCCUUCACCCAAAAGGCGAUAUUGAUCUAUUGAAAACGCUCGAAGUUAUCAUAUGGAUGGUUUUAAUUUACCAACCAAUCAAUAUGGUUGUGUAGAUAAGAAUUUUUAUUUUUAUGUCAAUCUCCGGGAGAACAUGGAAAUCAAAAUACUUAUAUAUUGAGAUAUAAUUAGUUUUACAUUGAUAAUAAUCGAAAUACAAAUGCAAUGGUUAUUCACAGCUUUUCGUAUUUAAUCACAACUUGAUUAUUUUCAUCAACCGCGUAGAUAUUAAGAUUCGAGUCUAACGUAACAUCGUCUGGUUGGCCAAGUGUCGGCGUACUAUCAGCACCGCUGACUACAACCGUACCAACCGUUGAAUUAGCGCAAUACAUUACCACUCGACUAUUGUCGCUGUCAGCAACGUACAAGUUUCCAUAUGAAUCGUGCCUCAUGCAUUUUGGGGCUUUAAGCAAUGAAGGAGUGACAUUGACAUGAGUAAGAGUUACUCUAUGUGAUGAUGCACCAAAAGUCCAUAAAUAGACAGGAAUUGUAUCUUCGGAGCUAACAUAGGCCUCAUUGGAUGAGUAAAGUGAUAGUAAACUUCCAUAGAAGCUAGGAGUCGACGCGGAUCCAAUGACAAUGGUACCGUUUGUUGCAUUCGGAACCCAUUUCAUAACUCGUUUAUUGUUUCCAUCAAUAAUAUAAAGAUUUAAGUCAUCAUCGAUAUCUACGCCUAAAGGAUUAUUGGGACGAUCGAGUGCUGAUGAGCUAACACCAUUUUUUCCUGCAACAGUAGUGCCAUUGCUGAAUUCUGGAGGAUAGAGUAUUACUCGAUUGUUAUUAUGACUGGAUAAAUAGAUAUAUCCAUUCUUGUCAAAAGUAAAAGCCUCUGGAUGAUCACCAUCAACAGUAGUAUCGAUCACUGUGACACCAUUGGCUGCCCCUUGGAUUCAUUGUUGGAUGCGGUUGUUGUGAUGAUCGCAUACAUGCAAUGUACCAUUUGCAUCGAUGUAGAGCAAUGUAGGUUCCCGAAAUUGACUAGCACUCAAGCCACGUGAACCAUCACCCGUGACUCUUUUGCCAGUCUGAUUCCAACGAAGACUCAGACCUUCAAAACGUAAACAUACGUGUGACCAUGGCAAUAAAACAUUGCUUACAUGAAUCAUAGGCUGCUGUAGUCGUGGUUGAUGUUGUCACUAGAAAAUCAGACGGCAGCGCAUGAUUGUAAGAUGCCCGCCAUGGGAAUUUCGAGUAAAACUUUUUUUGCCGUUUUUUUACAUCAUUUGAUAGAGCGAGAGCUGCUGAUCACGAAAAUCUACUUUUUAGCCUUAACAAAUGCUUCCUUCCGGUCGAAAAAUACGAAAUACUCAAAAGGUGUCGUUUUUCGAGAAAAAACACAUCUUUUUAAAAAUAUGCAAUAUUUUCUAUUUUGUUCUUUUUUUCGACUUCUAAAAAUAUUUUUUUCAGAUUCAGCAUCAAAAACUGAGUAUAUACGAGUUGUUAAAUCGACUCUAGAGUCGAAACUCUAUUGGUGGUGGCGCUUGGAAUCGUGUGGAACGAGAUAUUUAUGGGUCGAUUUUCUAAACCCAUCAAGUUUUUCUACGUAAGCGAUAGAGCCAAAUAUCUUGUUUCAUUCUAUUUAUCAUAUCACC
Rotaria sp. Silwood1 is the source of this 7289-nucleotide messenger RNA. NCBI's taxonomy places the organism in Eukaryota, Metazoa, Rotifera, Eurotatoria, Philodinida, Philodinidae. The record is from the annotation of a GenBank genome assembly.